Messenger RNA from Morchella importuna, 552 nucleotides. RefSeq lists its product as uncharacterized. NCBI's taxonomy places the organism in Eukaryota, Fungi, Ascomycota, Pezizomycetes, Pezizales, Morchellaceae. Gene Ontology annotation, cellular component: pericentric heterochromatin. Gene Ontology annotation, biological process: negative regulation of transcription by RNA polymerase II; chromatin organization. The record is from RefSeq and is a predicted model, not a curated record. The transcript is spliced from 2 exons. Gene Ontology annotation, molecular function: chromatin binding. Bases 1 to 552 code for a protein of 183 amino acids.
AUGACUUUUGGUCCCUUGGAACACGGUAAAACGACAGCGGAAGAUCAAGCCAACAGCAUUGCAAAAGAGAUGAAGGACAUGGUGGAGUUUCUGAAGAGCGAAAUGUUUCGGGCGCAAAGGAUACAAGAGGAGUCGGCUAACCUAAAUCGUUCUCCUGCCCUCCGACCCUCCAAGAAGUUUGAUUGGAAACGGAUUGGCCCUUACAGCAUCAAACGAAUCGUCAACCCCUAUGCUUAUGAACUAGAACUUCCCCGCUCCAUGAAGAUCCAUCCAGUAUUCCACGUUUCAUUGUUAUCACCUGAAGCGGGUAACCCAUUACCUGGACAACAACAGUCACCACCACCUCCAGUCGAGAUCGAAGGGGAGGAAGAAUGGGAAGUCGAGGAUAUUGUGGACUCUAGGAAACGAAGGGGUGGCUUUGAGUACCUGGUACGAUACACUGGAUACGAUGAUGCCUCUUGGCAACCGCUAUCGGACCUUGAGCAUUCACCUGAUAUUGUUCGACGGUUUCAUGAACGUUAUCCACAGAAACCUAAUCCUACCAGGAGGUAG